AUGAAUACCAAGAAGCGUGGAUCAACAUUCAGUAAAGGUGUGGUCGCAUUGUUGACUCUACGUCAACCUGGUGGUUAUUUCCAGCUUCGCCACCCGCCUGUUCUACAUGAGUCCAGGACAGGGUGCCUUUCGACAACGCUCGCAUUUGGCAGCUCCAGUUUCACCACUACGACAACGAUCGAUGAUUUCGGCGGUGAUGAUCAAGCUAUGCUAAUUCGUAUCUCCUCGUACACCCUCGAGAAUCGGAAACGCAAGGACAGGAUACCAAGGCAUCGUCAAGACCUUUGUGAACAGUACAGAUGGCAACUUGUCUCCAUUCGCUACUAUGCGUCCGCUAUUGUACAUCAUCCAGGACGUACAGAGGAUCAAACGAAGGAUGACUUCAGCGUCGUGUACAGUAGUGGUAAUCCUAGUAUGUUUGUCUCUUCAAAAUAUGAAGCUCAACUCAACACUGUAGAGCACAAGAUGAAUCAGUACUCCCAUCCGACACCCAAUAUGGGACAACUACUGCCUAUGUCACAGCCAAUGGUCGAGUUUUCAGACAACUGGUGCCAGACACGGGCAUUUCGCCUAUCUAUCCCUCCGACAAGUCUGACCUUCUCGCCCUACACAGGCCAAGAUCACAUGCGAGAAUUUGGAUCGCAACAAUUUACGUCUACCGACCCCGACUCGUGUUGGGAAGGAGACUCAAGCACCGAGUCGUUAUCUGACACGUACACCGACCCUGACAUUGAGGCGAAUGAAGGCAUCGAGCCAGGCACUGGUGAAGAUGCGGGUCUCGUGCUGGAUAAGGAUCUAGACCCCCACUUAGAAUCUGAAGCUGAAGAGAUACUGGAGGACAUUGCCCAACUGAGGACGGAGGGGCCAGCAAAGCCAAACCAUACCAAGCAAACGACGAAGCUAUGGAAGAGGGAAGGCGAGCACUGGGAGAGGUGA
Molecule: messenger RNA, 936 nt
Organism: Alternaria atra
Lineage: Eukaryota; Fungi; Ascomycota; Dothideomycetes; Pleosporales; Pleosporaceae
Exons: 4
Coding region: 1-936 (311 amino acids)
Source: RefSeq, a predicted model, not a curated record